AUGUCCGGAGGCCCAGCUGGCGGCAUGGGAGGGGGAGGGACGAGCAGGGACGGCGCGCAGAUGCACCCCGACAUGGCGUUCGAAUGGGGCUACUCGCCUCGAGAAAGAUCCCUCCUCUCUCCUUUCCUCAGUGCGUUCUGUUCUGUUUUCAUUCCAUUCCCCCCUUCCCCCCCGAUCUUCAGCCUUGCACUAGCUGUCACGCAUUACUUUCUUGGCUUUCCAACUUAUAGUCUCGGUCGUUCUGCUCCGUUCUCCCCACCCCCCUCCGCCCCCCACACCUCCUCCCCAACCCCCACUCUCCUCUCCCCGCCCCGCACGCGGCGACAUGCAGCCGUGCACUCACCAUCACGCUUCAGCCGCGACGAGGAGGCGAACCCUAAUCGGACAAAGAGCAACCUCAGCCAGCAGCGCACGCUCAGUCUCAGCGCCGCGCGCCUCAGUCAAGCCGCAGCGGACCUCGGAUUCCACGUCACCCCUCCCCCGUACCCCUCCGCUUCCGCCAAUGCGCCACCCGCGGCGCAAGCAGGAGCGUUCCCGGGCUUUUCUCCCGCCGCUGUUGCGGCGGCUGCUGCUGCGCUAGCAGCAGGCGGGGAUGCUGGCGCGGGGGGAGGUCUAGGGGGAGGUAUACCUGGGGGAGGAAUAUCUGGGGGAGGUCUCGUUCUGGGGGGGUCGGGACUGACAGGGUGGUCAGGAGGGGUAGCAGGUGCUGGUGGCGUGGGUAACUUACAAUCGCUUACAGUGGAUCCGUCUAAAGCGGGGAUAUCCGCUCGUGGAGCAGGGGGGCACGGCGUGCCUCCGCUGCCCCUGCCGUCCCCGAAAGGAAACGCCGCCGCUGCUGCUGCCGUCGCCAACGCUGCCGCGGGCAAGCUGGGCAGCCCGAGAGGAAACUUUUCCGGGUCGCGGGCAGCCGCGCUGGGGCAUUUGCCGAGAGCCGGUCUGCCCGCGAGCAUUCAGCAGCAGCUGAUGUUGGGGGCUAUGGGGGGAGGGGCAGGUGCAGCGGGAUUCGCAGGGCUGGGGGGAAUGCAGGGCGGCUUUGCUGGCGGUGGGGGCGGCAUGGGGGCAUUGGGGAACGUAGGGGGAGCGGGGAUGGCGGGAAUGGGCGGAAUGGCGGGAAUGGGGGGGAUGGCUGGUCUCGCUGCGCUGAAUAGCAGCAGUGACGGCAGCGGCAGUGGCGGCGGCAGUGGGAGCGGAAUACCCGGUAUGAACCUGCAGACACAGUUGAGCCUGCUAGCCGCCCAGCUAGACGGCCGUUUAGACGACAACAACCCCCUCUCGCGGACCAGCAGCGCGCCGCCACUUGGCGCGCUUCUCGCCAGCAUCGGUGACGUGGCAGAGCUGGAGCGGCUGUACCGAUUGCUCCCCGAUGCCAUGUCACCAGACGUCUCCCCGCACGUGGGGCUCAGUCUGCCGUACCAGAGCGCCAUAGCCGCGGCGUCAGGCUCGGCAACAAGCUCGGCAGUAGGCUCGGUGGCGACGAGUCCGGACCGGGAGCUGCACAUGCAUCGGCUGCUAGGGAGCAUGGGGAGCGGUAGUAUGGGUAGCAUGGGGAGUGGGAGCAUGGGCAGUGGCGGCAGCAUGGCAGGGUAUUUAUCGUCAACAGUACCAUCAAUGGCGGCUUUAGUAAGGGAGCGGACGAAGCUCUCCCGCACUAGCAGCUGCCCCCCCCCUGUGGCGGAGGACAUGAGCGGGGGCGCGGGGGGAAGCGGAAUGGAGGGGCGCGGGGGCGAGGGGGAGUCGUCUGAGUCGGAGGGGGAGAGCGGGCAGCAUGGGCCGGGCGCGGGGCACAAGAGGAAGAAGCGCCGGGCGCCGGGGGGACUGGGGGCGGGUGCUGACGUGGCUGGAAGGAGCGGCGGAGGCGGCAAGGUACUGGUGGCGCGUUUCAUGAUUCACUUCAAUCAAUACCAUGUGCCUGCCUCUGCUCGUGCCUGCUGCAUCUUGUUGCCUGUCCUUCCAGCUCACCCCUCCGCAUCACCUUCUCCCCCCCUCUUCCAGUUCCUUUUCCCGCAGCUCUUUUUUUCCCCCUUAUCUCCCACGCGCCCCACCACUCACUGCCUCCCCCCUCCCUCUCAUAGGGAACCAGACGACGCGCUGGACGGUGGGGCGCGCCUGGGGGGCCGCGGAGGGGGCGGGGGAGGGGGCGGGGGAGGGGGCGGGAGCGCGGGAAGCGGGGGGAGGGGAAGCGCGGGGGCGUGGGGGGGGAGCCCGGGGGGCGGGUACAGCAUGCAGGGCGGGGGGAUGGAGGUGGGCGUGCAGGCGGGGGCGAUGGACACAUCAAGCCAGGACUACAUUCACGUGCGGGCAAGGCGAGGCCAGGCCACUGACAGCCACAGCCUUGCGGAAAGGGUGCGGCGGGAGAAGAUCAGCGAUCGAAUGAAAGUGCUCCAGAGCCUCGUUCCCACCUGCACCAAGGCGACGGGCAAGGCAGUGAUGCUGGACGAAAUCAUCAACUAUGUGCGCUCGCUGCAGCUGCAGGUCGAGCCAACCUCACCCCUCGUUUCUACCAACCGCCUCCGGUUUGUUUCUGCCUCCUUCCUCCCUUUUCUGUUCUCCCAACCCACCACCUUCCCCGUCACCCCCCAGCUUCUAUCGGCCAAGCUAGCAGCAAUAGAGCAGGACACAGCAGAGAUGGACGGCUCAGAUUCACCCGCCGACUUUUGUGCGGCUCAGAUGGCAGCACUGGGAGGGCUGCUAGUCCCCUGCGCCCCUGCUACUGCCUCUGCUGGUACUGGAGCAGGGGCAGGAGCGACAGGUGGUGGUGGAAAUGCUGGUGCUGCGGGUGGCGGUGCCGCUGCUGGUGGUGCUUCUGCUGGCGCUGGUGGUUCCGGUGGCUCUGCUGGUGCUGCUGCUACUGGUGGUGCUGCUGCGGCUGCCCUUGGCGGGGGAUCGUUCCGGCAGCCAUCUCCGUCGUGCUCUCAGUCUCACGACUGGUCAACCACUGAUCCCCUACAUGUUCCCGCCUCCGUUCCCCCCACCCGCUUCUUCAACCCUCCUCCGCUGCCUCCCCAUCCCUGCACUUCCCCUUCCCUCGCCGCCUCUCUGCGUUCUUUCCCUCUCCAUCUUCCCCUCCUCCCCGCCCUGUCUCCCAGUCGGCCCAUCACAGCACAGCGUCCCCCAUGGCUACGCCAUCACCAUCAGUGCCAGCAUCAGCAGCACUGGGAGCAGAGUAUUGAGCUGACUCAACAAUCCCCUCCCGCUCUCCCCUCUUGCUUCCUCUGUCUCCCAGUCCGCCCAUCACAGCACAGUAUCCCCCAUUGCCACGCCACCACCAGCAGCACCACUGGGAGCAGCGGCCGCCCUGCACCCGGACAUGGCCUCCCUCCCCACCGACCUCGCCCGCCUCCUCCUCUCCCGCUAUUUGCGGCACCCCCCUUUUUGAGGCUGACACUGCCUCUCCCUGCGCAACACCAUCAACCUCAGCAGCAGCAUCACUGGGAGCAGCACCGCUGGGAGCAGCGGCCGCCCUGCACCCGGACAUGGCCUCCCUCCCCACUGACCUCGCCCGCCUCCUCCUCUCCCGCUAUUUGCCGCACCCGCCUUUUUGACACUGCCUCUCCCUGCGCAACACCAUCAACCUCAGCAGCAGCAUCGCUGGGAGCAGCAUCCGCCCUGCACCCGGACAUGGCAUCCCUCCCCACUGACCUCGCCCGCCUCCUCCUCUCCCGCCACCUGCCCAACUCCCCCUUUGGCGGAACCGCUGGGGGCGCUGGAGGGGGUGCUGGGGGAGGGGUAGGCGGGGGGGAGAUGGGGGGAGGCGGAGGGGGGAUGGGGGGAGGCGCGGGGGAGGUUGGGGGAGGCGGGGUGGAGGGGCUGGGGGAGCUGACGAUGGAGCAGCUGCAGGCUCAGUUGGAUGCCAUGAAUGCGGUUGGGUUGUGCAGUGGGGUGGGGAAUGGAUGGUUUCAUGGCAUGGGUUGGGAGGGGCUGGGGGAGCUGACGAUGGAGCAGCUGCAGGCGCAGCUGGAUGCCAUGAAUGCGUGUGAGGUGGGGCGUGUGGGGUGGGGCGUGGAAUGUGAGGUGAGAAUUCAUGCGUUGAGAAUUGAAAUACGGUAUGAGCCGAAUGUCACGGAUCUCCAUUCAAACGUGUCCCCUAUCCUCUCCUGCUCUUUCCCCUCCCCUCUCCCCCCAUGCUCCUCCCACCUCCCCCAAUGCUCCUCCCACCUCCCCCAAUGCUCCUCCCACCUAUCCGCUGGCAGUGGGAUGGUGGGCUUGAGAGCAGAGUGGCAGCAGCAGCAGCAAUGUGACUCUGCUCUCAAGCAGCAGCAGCAAUGUGACUUUUCAGUCGACUCAAAAGCCCCCCCCGUGACCCCCCGUGCUCCUCCUACUGUGCAGUGGGAUGGUGGGCUUGAGAGCAUAGUGGCAGCAGCGGCAGCCAUGCCGCCUUCCCAGCAGGCCCAGUCAGUCUCAGGCACCAGUCACUCCGCCAAUAACCGUCCUGCGUCAGGUACGCCGUGCUAUGCUGCUGUCCGUAUCAGGUGCAUCAGCUAA
Closterium sp. Naga37s-1 is the source of this 4482-nucleotide messenger RNA. NCBI's taxonomy places the organism in Eukaryota, Viridiplantae, Streptophyta, Zygnematophyceae, Desmidiales, Closteriaceae. The record is from the annotation of a GenBank genome assembly.